Acipenser ruthenus (sterlet) is the source of this 2199-nucleotide messenger RNA. Its product is annotated as carbonic anhydrase 4-like. The record is from RefSeq and is a predicted model, not a curated record. Gene Ontology annotation, molecular function: carbonate dehydratase activity; zinc ion binding. Gene Ontology annotation, cellular component: plasma membrane. NCBI's taxonomy places the organism in Eukaryota, Metazoa, Chordata, Actinopteri, Acipenseriformes, Acipenseridae. The transcript has 8 exons. The coding region runs from base 59 to 988 and encodes 309 amino acids.
ACACUAAACAACUCAAUCUGCCCUUGCAUUGAAUCGAUACAACAGAGAGAAAUAAAAUAUGAAGCAGCUACUUCUUGUGCUUAUCUUUACAGUUCUACCGCACAUCACUGUGGGGACAGGUGAUUGGUGCUACCAGUCCCAGUUUUCAUGCAGUGGACAAUGCAGUUUUCCGAGUAAUUGGAUUAAAAUAUCUGCAAAAUGUGGUGAAAAAAAGCAGUCCCCAAUUAACAUUGUGACACGAAAAACUGUUUAUGAUUCGAAGCUGAAUUCAUUUACCUUUGAAAGCUAUGACAGCUCCAAUACUGUAACAAUAAAAAACAACGGCCACACUGUUCAAGUUGAUCUGGCGGAUAAUAUAACGAUCAGCGGUGGACGUCUUGAUGGAAAAUACAAAGCUUUGCAGUUGCACCUGCACUGGGGCACUGAUGCAGGCCCUGGCUCAGAGCACACAGUAGACGGGGAGCAGUACCCCAUGGAGCUACAUAUUGUCCACAUAAAAAGGAACUAUACUGACAUAACUCAGGCGCUAACUGAUCCAACUGGCAUUGCUGUGCUUGGAUUCAUGUACGAGGAGGCAGCUCAAGAUAAUAUAAAAUACAAACCUCUAAUUGAUGCCUUAUUAAAAGUUCAAGACAAAGGCACGUACUCUGCAAUCCCUAACAUGAAGUUGACCGACCUCAUUCUGACAAAAGAAAACCUGGCUAAUUAUUUCCGCUAUGAAGGAUCUCUGACGACCCCCUCGUGUGAUCAAGCUGUGGUCUGGACACUUUUUGAAAAAACGAUUCCUCUCAGCAAAGCACAGCUUUCUGCUUUUUCACAGAAACUCUUCUUCAAAACAAACAAAACAAUGAGGGGAACGUUUCGACCCGUUCAGCCUCUGCACGGCCGCACUGUGUACAGGUCUGGGAGCAGCGUUACCUUUGCCAGCACUACAGUACUAUCAGUCUCUGUUAUAUGUGCCCUUGGGUUGUCAUCCUGGAUUCACUAAGGGCAUAUACAGUUUAUACCUGCUUGUAGUAAAAUUUUGUUAACAGGCCAAGAGUAAAUAUAACAAAAUAGCCUUGUGUUAAUUCAAAUGCAUUAUGAGGCAGGCAUUUGAGGAAUGCGGCAUCUGAUUGCAUCCAUAACUUGAAAUCCUCGUUUGUAAUUUCUUUGGUAAAAGUCAACUAGACAAUCGUUUAUUUAGACUAUAAUUAAACUGGCAUUAAGUCAAUUUGAUUAAAAAUAAUGAAAUACUGAAGAAUAUAUGCAUAAUAUAGGCUGCAAUAGCAAACACAUAUACACAUAUACAUUUUUGGUAUUAAACGUUGUAGAUGAAACUGUAUUAUAUAUAUAUAUAUAUAUAUAUAUAUAUAUAUAUAUAUAUAUAUAUAUAUAUAUAUAUAUAUAUAAUCAAAAACAUUUUGUGCAAUUAAUUAACCUUUCUGUACACUGUUUUCUUCCGUUGAAACAGAUAUAUGAAAAAGCAUUGUAUGAAGGACAUCAAUUAGAUAGGAAAACUGUAUCACUGAAAUGUAUCAUUUUUCAUUUAAAAACAGGUACAUUUUAGCAACCUAUUGCAGCAUAUGUCAUAUUUAUUUAUUAAUAUGUGCAGAACAACAUCUACACUAGUCAAUCAGCAGAUUGUACGUUCUGCCCACGUGCGUUUGGAAUAAGGCUAUAUUUAUUUAUCUACCUCGAGGCUUCUAUUGUCUGUUAUAAAUGUAAUUAUUGUGAUUGUUUCCCGGGAUUAUGGAACUCUACUGAACCGAUUAUGAACUGUGUCGUGUACUGUAUAUUUGUACUGCAUUGUAGGUAUAAGAAUGUUAACUAUGUUUUUUGAAUUACACCAACUCACACAUUUUAAUUUAAAAACCUGCUAGGGUCAGGUUCAGAAUUUAAAAAAAAUGCAGUAAUUGAAGAAACUGUGAUAUAUUUAUAUACAAUAGAUUUAAGGCUUGUUUGAAAUGGCAAUGCAGAUGGAGUGACCCUCCUCAAUGUUAUGGGUUACUGUGAAAACUAUUUGUAAUGAUACACAAGAUACAAGAUUAUGAAGACUAUGACAUAUGAUAUAUAUAUAGAACCAGAAGUGGACAUUGCCUAUGUUGUUUCUGCAUUUGUUAACUUUAUAAUACAUCAUUAUGAGUUCUCAAAUGUGUUCAUUUUUACAUGUGCAUAUGGAGCUAUGCAUAUUUAUUAAAUUAAAAGUUUUACAUCACA